AUGGAGGCGUCCGCCAACGGGUCCAGCUUUGGCAUCGACUCAUUACUGUCCCACAGACCUGGAAGUCCGGUGUCCAAAGGGGAUAGUCUGGUGGGGGAAUGCCGCUCACCGCUGGAGUUCAGCCCGAGAUCAGACGUGGAGAGCGGCUGCUCCUCUCCUCCUUCGCCGAGGCGGGAGUGUGUGGACGAGGUAGCCCAGAGACAAGGUCACGGUGUCGGCCUGCCACAGCACCUCCAACACGCACAGAUAUCCGCAGGGUCACAGCAGAGGACCGUAACCUCGUCCUUCCUCAUUAGAGAUAUUCUUGCGGACUGUAAGCCUUUGGCCGCCUGUGCGCCCUACUCCAGUAAUGGCCAGCCGACUCAAGAGACGGGGAGACUCGCCUCAAAAAUAGCAGACGACUUCAUGGAAAAAAUCCACAGCAACUCGUCGUCAGACAGUGAAUAUAAAGUGAAAGAGGAAGGUGACAGGGAGAUAUCGAGCAGCAGAGACAGCCCUCAGGUCCGACUGAAGAAGCCCAGGAAGGCGAGGACGGCCUUCACCGACCACCAGCUGGCCCAGCUGGAGCGCAGCUUCGAGCGGCAGAAAUACCUGAGCGUGCAGGACCGCAUGGAGCUGGCGGCCUCCCUCAACCUCACCGACACACAGGUCAAAACCUGGUACCAGAACCGGAGGACAAAGUGGAAGCGGCAGACAGCGGUGGGACUCGAGCUGCUGGCGGAAGCUGGAAACUAUUCCGCCCUGCAGAGGAUGUUCCCGUCUCCGUACUUCUACCCUCAGAGUCUGGUGUCCAACCUGGACCCCGGGGCGGCCCUAUACCUGUACAGGGGCCCAUCGGCGCCCCCACCGGCCCUGCAGAGACCCCUCGUCCCGCGGAUCCUGCUGCACGGCCUGCAGGGGAGCAACGAGCCGCCGCCUCCGCCCCCACUGCCCCCUCUGUCCGGUGUGCUGCCCCGGCCAACUCAGCAGCGGUGA
This is a messenger RNA of Myripristis murdjan (pinecone soldierfish), 975 nucleotides long. RefSeq names its product BarH-like homeobox 1b (gene barhl1b). The transcript has 3 exons. Gene Ontology annotation, molecular function: DNA binding; DNA-binding transcription factor activity, RNA polymerase II-specific. Lineage: Eukaryota; Metazoa; Chordata; Actinopteri; Holocentriformes; Holocentridae. Gene Ontology annotation, biological process: regulation of DNA-templated transcription. The record is from RefSeq and is a predicted model, not a curated record. Bases 1 to 975 code for a protein of 324 amino acids.